AUGCAGUUCACCUCAGUUUUCACCAUGCUUCUUGCUGGUGCCGCCUUCACUAUCGCUGCCCCUGGCAACCCAACCUACGGUGGUGCCAGCGGAGGUAGCCAAGGUGGCAUGAGCCCUGGCGGCCAGGGUGGAAUGGGUGGCGGAUCUGGCUCCGGUGGCUCCGGUUCUGGCGGUCCCAGCGCUGGUGGCUCCGGCUCCGGCGGCUCUGGUAUGGGCGCGGGCAGCUACCAGGGAGGCAUGGGUGGCUCCGGUGGCAGCGAGAAGAGCCCAAUGGGCGGCUCAGGUGGCUCUGGCAGCCAGAUGGGCGGCUCAGGCGGCUCCGGUGGCUCUGGCAACCAGGGUCGCUCUGGCGGACAGCCAUACUUCUGCGGAAAGGUCAACGGCCUUCAGGGAAGCCCACAGUGCUGCCAGACCAACGUCCUUGGUGUUGCCAGCUUGACCUGCUCUCCACCAUCAAGCAGCAUGUUCACCCAGCAGGAGUUCAGCAAGGACUGCGCCAAGAACGGACGCGUUGCCAGCUGCUGUGUUCUUCCAGCCGCCGGUCUCGGUGUUGCUUGCCAGGACCUCAACGGCAACAUGCUCUCUUAG
This is a messenger RNA of Ramularia collo-cygni, 588 nucleotides long. RefSeq lists its product as uncharacterized. The transcript has 3 exons. Lineage: Eukaryota; Fungi; Ascomycota; Dothideomycetes; Mycosphaerellales; Mycosphaerellaceae. Gene Ontology annotation, cellular component: extracellular region. The record is from RefSeq and is a predicted model, not a curated record. Bases 1 to 588 code for a protein of 195 amino acids.